GGCGCGGGACCGGGCGCGGCGGGGCGGGACAUGGCUGCGGGAUGCUCCGGGAGGUUCCAGGGAUGCUCCGGCCGGUUCCGGGGAUGCUCCGGGAUGUUCCGGGGAUGCUCCGGCCGGUUCCGGGGAUGCUCCGGGAGGUUCGGGGAUGCUCCGGCCGGUUCCGGGAUGCUCCGGGAUGCUCCGGCCGGUUCCGGGGAUGCUCCGGCCGGUUCCGGGGAUGUUCUGGCCGGUUCCGGGAUGCUCCGGCCGGUUCCGGGAUGCUCCGGCCGGUUCCGGGGAUGCUCCGGGAUUCCCCUCUCCCCGCUCGCUCCCGCCGCCGGUUCCGGGCGCGCCCCCGGUCCCGUGACCGCGCACGUGACCGUGCGCAUGGCGGCAGCGAGCGGGUGGCGCUCCGGGCGGCGGCGGCGGCGGCGGGGCCGGGCCGAGGAGGAGGAUGAGGAGGAGGAAGGGGAAGGCGGUCCCGGUACCGAAGCAGUGCUCCGGCGGCUGCGGGAGGCGCGGGACGAUCUGCUGAGCUCCGGUUUUUGGGCGGCGAGCGCCGGAGCUGUGAGAGCCCCGCUGAGCGGCCCCGCGGAGCCGCCCGCCCGCUGCGUGUGCUACGGGCUGGGCCGCUUCGGCCGCUGCCCCGCCGCCAGGUACCAGCUCGCCUUCCUGCUGCUGCUGCUGGACGAGCUGCGGGUGCCGCCCGCCCGUUGUGCCCUGUUCGACCCGGCUUUCUCGGCGCGGGAGGCGGCGGUGCUGCGAGCGCUGGGGCUGUGCCUGCUGCCGGAGAAUGAGGAGGGGAAACACGGCAUAGAGGGCUCGGCCACGCUGUUCUACAUGGUGCACUGCGGGAAGGCGCUGUACAACAACCUGCUGUGGAGCAACUGGAGCCCAGCGGCGCUUUCCAAACUGGUCAUCAUCGGCAACAGCUUCCGAGGGAUCGAGGAGAGAUUGCUGUCCAGAAUCUUGGAGAGAGAUUAUUCCUACAUCGCAAAGGUCUUAAAAGGGAUGGAGGAAGUGGCACUCCCCAGUCACCCCCGCUACCUGGACACCUUCAAUGACACCUCCGUGCACUGGUUUCCCUUGGAAAAACUGCAGGAGCUUUCCCCUGAGGUCUGGGACUGCGUGGAGGAGCCGAUGUACCAAGAYUGUGAGGACCUGGAGAUCAUCAGGAAGGGGGAGGGAGCUACUGCCAAGUCCUGACCCUCCCUGUUGGGGGUGGGGGCUGGGAUCCACAUCUCUUCCCAUGGAAGCUUUUGUGCAGCUGAGACGUAGCUCAAGCAGUGACAGUGGCAUCAGGCUCUGCCAAAAGUGGCAGCACCUCAAUGCUGAGGUGAUGGGAC
This is a messenger RNA of Malurus melanocephalus (red-backed fairy wren), 1325 nucleotides long. RefSeq names its product SRR1 domain containing (gene SRRD). Gene Ontology annotation, cellular component: nucleus; cytoplasm. The transcript is spliced from 7 exons. Gene Ontology annotation, biological process: microtubule-based process. Bases 31 to 1185 code for a protein of 384 amino acids. NCBI's taxonomy places the organism in Eukaryota, Metazoa, Chordata, Aves, Passeriformes, Maluridae. The record is from RefSeq and is a predicted model, not a curated record.